Messenger RNA from Macadamia integrifolia, 879 nucleotides. RefSeq names its product 60S ribosomal protein L18-3-like. Gene Ontology annotation, cellular component: ribosome; cytosolic large ribosomal subunit. NCBI's taxonomy places the organism in Eukaryota, Viridiplantae, Streptophyta, Magnoliopsida, Proteales, Proteaceae. Gene Ontology annotation, molecular function: RNA binding; structural constituent of ribosome. The coding region runs from base 155 to 718 and encodes 187 amino acids. The record is from RefSeq and is a predicted model, not a curated record. Gene Ontology annotation, biological process: translation. The transcript is spliced from 5 exons.
AAUCUAGUCCUAGGUGGGAUAAUCUUCCCCUUGGAUAUAGGGUUUGAACGCUAUAGGGAAAACCCUGCAUCAGCUUUUGACAUAAGGCAGCGGAGGACUCCCUCGAUCCUCAGCACUCGGAGCGGAAGGAGGAGCAGCGGCAGCGGAGGCAGCCAUGGGUAUCGAUUUAGUCGCCGGUGGCAAGAGCAAGAAGACCAAGCGAACCGCACCAAAAUCUAAUGAUAUUUACCUCAAGCUUCUCGUGAAGCUGUAUCGGUUUCUGGUGCGGAGGACUGGAAGCAAUUUCAAUGCGGUUAUAUUGAAGAGGCUGUUCAUGAGCAAGGUUAACAAGCCUCCGAUGGCUCUAUCUAGAUUGAUUCGCUUUAUGGAAGGAAAGGGGAAUAAGGUAGCUGUGCUUGUGGGGACCGUUACUGACGAUAAUAGGGUUUAUGAGGUUCCGGCACUGAAGGUGGCUGCUCUUAGGUUUACGGAAAGGGCAAGGGCGAGGAUAUUGAAGGCCGGAGGAGAAUGCUUGACUUUCGACCAGCUUGCUCUUAGGGCUCCUCUUGGGCAGAACACGGUUCUCCUGAGGGGUCCUAAGAAUGCUCGUGAAGCAGUGAAACACUUUGGUAAGGCUCCUGGUGUGCCACACAGCCACACCAAACCCUAUGUACGAUCAAAGGGAAGGAAAUUUGAGCGUGCUAGGGGAAGAAGGAACAGCAGGGGAUUUAGGGUCUGAUUCAAUUGUCAUGCCUUUUUUCUCUUAAAGAAAAAUUUGGAACCAGACCCAAUUAAGUUGUGGUUCUAUUUUUGUUAGCAUGUAAGAAUAUGUGAGAUUUUUUUUUUUAAUUGAAUCUGAUUACAGUUUAUGUCUUGUUGAAGGGAGGCAACCUUUUAGUA